Messenger RNA from Penicillium argentinense, 258 nucleotides. RefSeq lists its product as uncharacterized. The transcript has a single exon. The record is from RefSeq and is a predicted model, not a curated record. Bases 1 to 258 code for a protein of 85 amino acids. Lineage: Eukaryota; Fungi; Ascomycota; Eurotiomycetes; Eurotiales; Aspergillaceae.
AUGUCGAGCGGCAACACCUACGGAGGCGCUCCUCCUACCGGGUACACGGGCGGUCCUCCGCCUGCACUGCGGCCUGGUGGAUACGUAAGUCGAUCAGUUCAAGACUCGACGUCAUGGCAGAAAACAGGUGUUGACACGCAGCAACAGCAGCAGCAGCAGCAGCAACCGCCGCAGCAGUACCAGGCUUAUCCCGGAACUCCUCCGCCACAAGGUGCAGCCCCAGGAUCGGUAAGCUUCCUUUCGCAACACCCGUCUUGA